CUCCUGGCAAGCUGUUUUUCCAAUUAAAGAAGGGCUAUUCUAGCAACACGGUGCAGCAGAAAUCAACAGUGUAAUGGAAAAGAGCAAAGUGAAAAUUUGCUCCUUUGGAAGCUCCUAAGUGAACACAGCAGUUUCCUUGCUAGCCAUCAGAUGAAAGGGAGAAAACUUUGGUGUCACACCUUCAGGAGAAGACCUGUCUAGGUGCAACAUCAUGGGACUGUGCUGAAUUUCGUUGUUGGUGUUGUUCCCUAUUGGAAAAAAAAAUGCCAGAACUGAUCUCCCACUUCCCAACUAUGGAGUCGGGAAACUCCAGCGCUGCUAGACACCUUGGAUCCUGCUUCAGGGGAGUGAAUGUCAGCGAGGAAUACAAGGAACAGCUUGCUUCUCCUUGGUUUGCCACAACGUUUGGCCUGAUUGGUCUCUUCUCCAACCUCUUUGCCUUGUGCGCUCUGGUCAAUUCCUCCAGGAAGAUGCAGAGCUCAUCCGGUUCCUUCUUCUUGGUCUUUCUCUGUGGCUUGGUGGUGACGGAUUUCCUGGGUCUUCUGCUCACGUUCGUCAUCGUGAUUCCCUACCACUUCCUCCGCUUUGACUGGAUGGAUGUAGAUCCUGGAUGCCACCUCUGCAACUUCCUGGGCUUCAUCAUGGUCUUUUUCGGGCAAUGCCCACUCCUGUUAGGUGCCACCAUGGCCGGAGAGCGUUUUAUAGGUAUCAACCGACCCUUUUCCCGGUCUGCUGGUAUUUCCAAACGCAGGGCCUGGACCUUGGUGGGUGUGGUGUGGGCUUUGGGUUCCUUUUUUGGCCUCUUACCCUUUUUUGGCCUGGGGGAUUAUAGCCUGCAGUACCCCAACUCCUGGUGUUUUCUCACUUUGGUCCAUGAUGCCCGGAAUGUUGUUUUCUGCUUCCUGUUUGCCCUGCUGGGCCUCCUCUGUGUGGGCCUUUCCUUCCUCUUCAAUACAAUCAGCGUUGUGACCCUUUGCCGAGUCUAUCAUGAUUCUGAGUCCGUGCAACGCCGGAGGGACAGCGAAGUGGAGAUGAUGGUCCAGCUUUUGAUGAUCAUGGUUAUCGCAAGUGUCUGUUGGCUUCCCUUGUUGAUACUCAUUCUCCAGAAAGCUCUUCAACAGCCGCCUCCCGGCCUGCUGCCCAAUCAGAUCCCGCAGGAAACUGAGAAGUUGCUGCUCAUCUACGUCCGGGUGGCCACUUGGAACCAGAUUCUCGAUCCCUGGGUCUACAUCCUCUUCCGCCGAGCAGUGCUGAGACGCAUCUACCCCAGCUUCAAGGCCAGGCCUUCUAUUGUCUCCCUUUACCCGGUGCUCAACCCAUCCCUACGGAGGAAAUUUACUCAGGAAUCGGUGUUGCACUAGCAAGAUAUUGCGCUGAGGUCCAGCUCAUAGGAUUCCCACUUUAACAGGGCAAAGGGAGCCCUGGAGUGCUAUGCUUUUACCCGUAGUCCUCAACUUACGACCACAAUUAGUCCCCAAAUUUCCAUUGCUAAGCGAGACGGUUGUGAAGUGAGUUUUGCCCCAAAUGAUGAUCUUUCUUGCCACGGUUCUUAAAUGAAUCACAGCAGUUGUUAAGUUAGCAACACACUUGUUAAGUGAAUCUGGCUUCCCCACUGACUUUGCUUGUCAGAAGUGUGAAAAAAGUGGCCACAUUACUCUGGUCACACUACAACCCAUCAUAAAUACAUGCCACUCGCCAAGUGGCUGAGUAUUGAUCAUGUGACCAUGGGGAUGCGGCAGGGGUGUACGUGUGAAAAAUGGUCCUCACUUUUUUCUGUGCCUUGUAAUUUUGAACGGUCACUAAACAAAUGGUCGUAAGUCGAGGAUUACCCACACUAUAACUUUGCUGCUUGAUAGUUUGCAUUGGGGUAAAGGCCCUGGAAGUGUACUAGGACCUCCCUCUAAGCAACAGUACUAUAAGUACUCUGUUGGAUGUCGCCUCUCAGCUCUAGCCAUAGCCUCAAAUGUAGCAUGUAGCUUCACAUUGGAUUGCCUGACGUGCUUUCUGAGAGUGGAAAGGACAGUUCCUCACAAUGGAAGAAAGGCAGGAAGGUCACAGGAAGUCCUCAACUUACGACUAGUAAGCUUAACGACCCUUUGAAGUUCCAACCAACCUCCCUCUCCCAAAAGCUGCUUACAACACAGUUCCAAAGAUCUGAUGCCGUCCGCCCCCCCAUCCUCUGCAGUUGCUUGACUGCAUUUGGGAUGCAAUUGGACCACAUUUCUGGCAGUUUGCAGUACCCCACCGUCACUUGACCCUGAUUUGUGAUGGUUUUGCCAUAUUUCCAGCAAAACUCAGCCCAGAGCAAACAAUGGAUUCACUUUAACAAUCACUAUGGAAAAGAUCAUAAAGUCUGAUCUGGUUACAUAGUGACCCGCUUUAAUGACUUACAAUUGUAAUUGCCAGCCUCAGUUAUGUUCAUAACAGGAGGACUACCUGUAGUUUGGCAACCUGACACAAGAAGAAGUCAGUUUUUAAGCAUGAAGUUGGUUAAUUAAUGGGGAAAUUGAUCCCCAGUGGAACUUCAGAGAAGAAGACUAAAUGCAGGAUGACCAGGGCAAUUCAAAAUGCAUGGGGGCCAUGUACAUGAUUGUUGCAGUAAUAAAUCCUGUGGCAGUAUACAAUAUAUUUGUGAUGGUCAUCUUUUGGAAGUGGGGCUGGAUUCUUUCACUGUCCUGGCAAGCUGGAUUUCAAAGCAUUGGAAAAUUACUGUGGUUGUUUCAAGUUGAGUUUGCCCCAAGCAAUCCCUAUAUCCAGACUGAAACAAGUGCACACAUCGCUCAGUUCAGCUAGCAAAAAUGUAAAAAGCUUGAGGUUUAUUUAUUAAAUAUCAGCUAAUAUUAAAUUAAAAAAGCCUCAGCUGGCCAAACCAGGACAAAAGGCAACUGAACGCAGGGUGAAAGAAGGACAUGAGCAAUAUGCAAGACUUUACCUGAUCUACAUACAUAUCUAUAUAUAUUGAGAAGCAUAGAAGUUUCCAAAUGCACUGGAAGUAAUACUGUAAAUCAAGGCCGUCUAAACCUUGGCAAGUCCCAAAAGUGCUUUUUCAAGAGGCAACUGGAUUUUCUUGUUUUUCUUUGCAGAUGUUUUACUUCUCUUCCAAGAAGCUUCUUCAGCU
Messenger RNA from Crotalus tigris (Tiger rattlesnake), 3118 nucleotides. RefSeq names its product thromboxane A2 receptor (gene TBXA2R). Bases 264 to 1361 code for a protein of 365 amino acids. Gene Ontology annotation, cellular component: plasma membrane. NCBI's taxonomy places the organism in Eukaryota, Metazoa, Chordata, Lepidosauria, Squamata, Viperidae. The record is from RefSeq and is a predicted model, not a curated record. Gene Ontology annotation, biological process: adenylate cyclase-activating G protein-coupled receptor signaling pathway; positive regulation of cytosolic calcium ion concentration; positive regulation of blood pressure. The transcript is spliced from 3 exons. Gene Ontology annotation, molecular function: thromboxane A2 receptor activity.